Xiphophorus maculatus (southern platyfish) is the source of this 2249-nucleotide messenger RNA. RefSeq names its product NLR family CARD domain-containing protein 3-like. Bases 90 to 2249 code for a protein of 719 amino acids. NCBI's taxonomy places the organism in Eukaryota, Metazoa, Chordata, Actinopteri, Cyprinodontiformes, Poeciliidae. The record is from RefSeq and is a predicted model, not a curated record. The transcript is spliced from 5 exons.
AUGAGAGCCAGAGCAAAGGUCAGAGGAUCCAUCAGAGACUCAAACCAGAACCAGAACCAGAACCCAGCUGUGUGUCCUUGAAGAGCGACAUGUCAAAGGAUGAUAUGAUUAACUUUAAAUCUCCUGGAUCUCCACCAUCAGAGAGAGUGGACCAGCAGAGCUCAGAGGUUCCCAGUGUUUCAUCUGCCCAGCAGCAACAAACACAGCUGGACUCCAUAUUUAUGACGUUAGAGGACAACAUUGUCACUUUUCUGAAGAACGAGCUGAAGAAGAUCCAUAAGAUUCUGAGUCCAGAUGACCCAGAACGCUCAGAGAGUCAGAGAGAUGAUGAUGAGGUGUUGGAAGGUGAGGAUGAAGAGCAGAGGGGGAGCAGCAGAGCGGCAGUGAUGAAGAUCACAAUGAACUUCCUGAGGAGGAUGAAGCAGGAGGAGCUGGCUGACCGUCUGCAGAGCAAACGUCUUGCUGCAGUUUGUGAACAUAAACUUAAAUCUGGUCUGAAGAAGAAGUUCCAGUCUGUGUUUGAGGGGAUUGCUAAAGCAGGAAGUCCAACCCUUCUGAACCAGAUCUACACAGAGCUCUACAUCACAGAGGGAGGGACUGGAGAGGUCAAUGAUGAACAUGAGGUCAGACAGAUUGAAACAGCAUCCAGGAAACAACACAGACCAGAAACAACAAUCAGACAAGAAGACAUCUUUAAAGUCCCACCUGGAAGAGAUCAACCAAUCAGAACAGUGAUGACAAAGGGAGUGGCUGGCAUUGGGAAAACAGUCUUAACACAGAAGUUCACUCUGGACUGGGCUGAAGACAAAGCCCACCAGGACAUCCAGUUCAUAUUUCCAUUCACCUUCAGAGAGCUGAAUGUGCUGAAAGAGAAAAAGUUCAGCUUGGUGGAACUUGUUCAUCACUUCUUUAGUGAAACCAAAGAAAUCUGCAGCUUUGAACAUUUCCAGGUUCUGUUCAUCUUUGAUGGUCUGGAUGAGAGUCGACUUCCUCUGGACUUCCACAACAAGGAGAUCCUGACUGAUGCUACAGAGUCCACCUCAGUGGACGUUCUGCUGACAAACCUCAUCAGGGGGAAACUGCUUCCCUCUGCUCUCCUCUGGAUAACCACACGACCUGCAGCAGCCAAUCAGAUCCCUCCUCAGUGUGUUGGCAUGGUAACAGAGGUCAGAGGGUUCAAUGACCCACAGAAGGAGGAGUACUUCAGGAAGAGAUUCAGAGAUGGGCAGCAGGCCAGCAGGAUCAUCUCCCACAUGAAGACAUCACGAAGCCUCCACAUCAUGUGCCACAUCCCAGUCUUCUGCUGGAUCACUGCUACAGUUCUGGAGGAUGUGUUGGAGACCAGAGAGGGAGGAGAGCUGCCCAGAACCCUGACUGAGAUGUACAUCCACUUCCUGGUGGUUCAGACCAAAGUGAAGAAGGUCAAGUAUGAUGGAGGAGUUGAAACAGAUCCACACUGGAGUCCAGAGAGCAGGAAGAUGAUCAAGUCUCUGGGAAAACUGGCUUUUGAUCAGCUGCAGAAAGGAAACCUGAUCUUCUAUGAAUCCGACCUGACAGAGUGUGGCAUCGAUAUCAGAGCAGCCUCAGUGUACUCAGGAGUGUUCACACAGAUCUUUAAAGAUGAGAGAGGUCUGUACCAGGACAAGGUGUUCUGCUUCGUCCAUCUGAGUGUUCAGGAGUUUCUGGCUGCUCUUCAUGUUCAUCUGACCUUUAUCAUCUCUGGGGUCAACCUGAUGGAAAAAUCAUUUACACUUCAGACAGCCUCGCUAUUUAAUAAACCUGAACUAAAAUCUCUCCAUCAGAGAGCUGUUGACCAGGCCUUACAGAGUCCAAAUGGACACCUGGACUUGUUCCUCCGCUUCCUCCUGGGACUUUCACUGCAGACCAAUGAGAGACUCCUACAAGAUCUGCUGACAAAGACAAGAAGUAGUUCACAGACCAAUCAGGAAACAGUUCAGUUCAUGAAGGAGAAGAUCAAUGAGAAUGUGUCUGCAGAGAAAAGCAUCAAUCUGUUCCACUGUCUGAAUGAACUGAAUGAUCGUUCUCUAGUGGAGGAGAUCCAACAGUCUCUGAGUUCAGGAAGUCUCUCCACAGAUAAACUGUCUCCUGCUCAGUGGUCAGCUCUGGGUUUCAUCUUACUGUCAUCAGGAAAAGAUCUGGAUGUGUUUGACCUGAAGAAAUACUCUGCUUCAGAGGAGGUUCUUCUGAGGCUGCUGCCAGUGGUUAAAGCCUCCAACAAAGCUCUGUAA